GUGAACCUUCAAUUGCAAUACUAUCAGGUUUCCUCAAUGAGUAAUCAUGUACAGAAGGUAUAGUAGUUAAUUAGUCAUUACUAGACUCGUUGUUUGAGGUAAAGAAAUUCAAACGCACUCUCUACCUCUCUCUCACACACACACUAGAGAAUUUGGAGCUAAAAGUAUCAACCCGAUUAUCCACCUUUCUCCAGCUGCCGAUCGAGAAGCUAGCAUCAGUCAGAAUACAUGCAGGGAGAUAGUAGAAGAUCGCAGAUAGCAAGUCUACUAUUGGCAGAUCGAGAUUUUGACAAAUUAAUACUUAUAAUGGGAAAGCUAAAUUUUCGCCCUUUGGCAAAUCACAUUUCGAGCGAAUCCAGUUACGAGCCCAAGCCACCACCUACCCCUUCACCGCUUCCACGCAAGCUGACAGUGACAAAGCCAGCAGUGCGAGUGUUUAGGAAGCGAAUAGUGACAAAGCCAGUCGUGCCACUGCCGAGCAAUAUGAGUAGUCUGCCGCCAUUGACGCAGAUACCAACUGAUCAGCCAGUACCCCCUCAGCAAACAACAGAGGCUGUUCCUGUAGUGAUCGGAGUUAUGGUGUUGGAUACAAAUGCAGUUCCUAAUUAUUCUAUGCCUGCAGCUAAUCAUACAAGGCCAUCGGCCUCUCCUGGGAAGAUUACCAAAGUAUUGGGUGGUGUGGCAAGGAAUGUUGCUGAUUGCAUGUCAAAGCUUAAAGCAAAACCAUUCCUGAUAAGCGCUGUUGGACUUGACGUUCCAGGAAAGUCGCUAUACGAACACUGGGAAUCUACUCGGUUAUCCGUACAAGGUAUUCUGAGACUGCAAGAUAUUGAGACUGCUGUCAGUUGCAAUGUCUUUGAUGGAAAAGGUGGACUAGUAGCUGCUGUGGCUUGUGUUGACUCAAUUGACAAGUUUCUCACUCCCAAGUGGAUUGAAAAGUUCAAAAGCAAAAUAAGGUCAGCUCCAAUACUGAUGGUGGAUGCGAACUUGAGUUCUCAUUCUCUUGAGGCAUCUUGUCGAAUGGCCGCUCAGUUCACUACUCCGGUCUGGUUUGACCCUGUAUCAGUGGCCAGAUCUAGAAGAAUUGCUUCAGUGGUCCACUAUGUAAGAUUUGUCUCAGCCAAUGAAGAUGAACUUAUUGCCAUGGCAAAUGCCUUAUCCCGCCGCGGCAGAGACAGAUUUUCUCCAGUUCAGAGAGAUCUUUGUAGUACCGUCGAAUCUUUGUUCGAAAUGCUUAAACCUGCCAUUUCGUGUUUGCUAGACAAUGGUGUGAAGGUGAUUGUUGUUACAGUUGGACAAGAUGGGGUAUUCUUAUGCUCCAAAGCUAAGUCCGUUCUUCUUCAGAAACUUGAUUUUAAGGGAAACCGGCUUCCUUCGUCGAGUAAACAGUUGCGGGAAGCUGUUGAUGCAGAAUGCUCAAGUGGUCGGUUUUAUGGUGCUUCAAGAUAUGGGCUGUACUCAGAUUUUUAUGCUGUCCAUUUCCCUGCACUUUCUGCAUCAGUAGUGAGGCUUACAGGCGCUGGAGAUUGCUUGGUUGGCGGGACUAUAGCUUCUCUAUCUGCUGGUUUAGAUGUCAUGCAAAGUGUAGCAGUAGGGAUUGCAGCUGCUAAAUUUGCUGUUGAAGUAGAAACCAAUGUCCCCGCAGAGACUUGUUUGGACGGAAUCGAAUAUGAUGCAAGCCAUGUGUACUCUGGUAUGUCAGUUAGCCAAAGUAGAGAUGGUUUAGGGAAUGGUAAGAAUGUAUCAUUUGGGUCAUUUCCCAUCCAGCCACCACAAAACAAAAGCAACAAUCCACUGCUAACGCAAUCACAAAGCGAAAACAUUGCUGAUGCACCUGGGAGCAAUCAGGAUGAGUCUUUAAUUGGUAGAUCAGCUUACCAAAGUCGACAGGUUGUUCGUCCGAUUGGCAAACAAAUGACUGGUAAUUUAACACGUAACUUAACUGAUCAGCAACCGAUCAGUGUCAUGAAGCAGCCUAAUCCAAGCUCUUUGCCUAACGCAGGGUUAAUACCAAGCCAAGACAAAGGUCCUGAACUAAAGUUGACGUACACGAAAAUAGUGACAAGUAAUCUCCCACCUGAAGAAAAGCCAAAGGACGGGGAAAUAACUGAAACAAUUCAAUAGGACAAAUAUGAAGAAGAGGAGGAAGAUUUCCCAAUAUGGGAACGUGUAAUAUCCAAAAAACAAAAGAUCAGGUCCGUCAAGGGAAGAAACAAAGAUACUCCUAAGAACAGGAACUAGUCUACUGAAGCUGGUGUAUCGUUGCUACAUUUUCAUGGUUCUUUAAACACUUCCCUCUUUUUUUCCGCCAUUUCAAUAUCCAGAGAGGAUUAAGAGUUUACUCUUUCCCAGUUGUUACUUUCAUAAAUACGCACUAGAGGAAGAGGGCAUUUUUUCACUUCAUCUAGUGCUAAAAAAUUUAUUUCUGAAAGUAACAAUUAGGAAAGAGUAAAUUCUUAAUCCUCUCUGGAUAAUUUGGGGGAGAAAUGGGGGAAAAAAGAAGGAAGAAAUGAACCAGAGGUAGCAGUUUUCUCUCCCUUUUGUUUUUUGGGUGCUGAACAUUUAUGUUUGUGUUUGAAAUUUAAGUACUCCCUUUUCUCUGUUACUGUCGCAUAGGCCUUCAUUGGAAUUAAGUUUUGCGUAAUAUUUUUUGCACACUUUUAUCAUGGAUGAAUUAUUUUCCUACUUCUUUCCCACAUCGAUCUGUAAAUCGAUUUAACUUUUAAUGACAAUAAUACUAUAAUAAUUUUUAUA
This is a messenger RNA of Nicotiana tabacum (common tobacco), 2754 nucleotides long. RefSeq names its product pseudouridine kinase. Gene Ontology annotation, molecular function: hydrolase activity, acting on glycosyl bonds; pseudouridylate synthase activity. The record is from RefSeq and is a predicted model, not a curated record. Gene Ontology annotation, cellular component: cytoplasm. Lineage: Eukaryota; Viridiplantae; Streptophyta; Magnoliopsida; Solanales; Solanaceae.